AUGAAAAAAACUUCCAGUGCUGUCAAUAUAAAGCCGUGAAAUGAACUUAAAAAUAUUGAAGAGAGAGAAUGGUCUUAUAGUCCCCUAGCCUCAUUUUCAAAUUUAUUGGCAUCCCCUAAAAAUAAGCUGGGAUUCAGAGAUCACAUCAUCAGUACAAAUCACUUAAAGAAUAAUGAAAAAAUGCUUGUCAAAAUAGCCGAAUUAGACCGAGACACACCAAAAGAGAACAAAGUUUUAACCCAGGACUCAUCUUUGCCAGAUAUUUUAUCAUCAAAAAUCAAGCCACGCUUGAAUUUAUCGAAAGCCAGAAACUCAUCAUCGCAUAGAAAUAUUAAUAUAAAUCAAGGAAAAAAUAUUAAUGAUGCAGUUCAUUCAUCAAGCCAGUCCCCUACAGGAAAAAUUUCACUGGAAUUAGCCAGCAGAGGGAUGAAAACUCCUAAUAAAAAUAACACCGGGCAUACUCAUAACAGUUUUAUAUAUAACUCUAUAGAAUCAUGUAACAACAUUGACAAAAUUCCCAGCCCACAAAAUAAGCAUGAGCCCAAUUUACUCGAAACUUAUAAAUUUUUGGAAUCUCUUGGGAGUAGGAAAAGCACCUCUGAAAUUCUUCUUUCAGCUGGAUUAUUAUAUAAAGACAGGCCAGUAAACCAAUCUCACAAAAAAUCUAGCAAAAAUCAAGUCAAAUCUUCUUAUUCUCCAAGGCGUCACUAUGCUUAUUCUCCAAUCCCAGACACAUACUCCUUAAGCCUUCAAUGCGUAGAUUUUUUGGUAGAAGAAUUACAAAAGCCUGGCUUUGAUCGAGAUGUCGACACAAUGUAUGAUUUAACAAGGCAUUUAAAAUUUUUUAUUCAAUACAAAGCAGAUAUUGUUAAACAAAUGCUGAGAGUAGCUAAUUAUGAAUUUUAUAAUAAAGGACAAAUGAUUUUCAAAGAAGGAGAUGUAGGAAGGUGCUUAUAUGUUGUUUUAAGAGGAUCAAUAGCUGUGCAGCAAGAACCAAUAAGGCUUGGAGAAAUGCCUUAUAUUGUAAAUUCAAGAUAUGAUGGAGAAGUUAUUGGCGAAUAUGCAAUAGUUAGAGGAAAUAUCAACAAUGCAAAUGAUAAGAGAACAGCAUCAUGCUUUUCAGGGGAAAGAUUAGAUUAGAUUAAGAUUUGCAUUUAUAGUCCCCACUCAAGCCUCGCAUUCCAGAACGAUCGCUGAGGGGUGGCUCCCUGAAGGCUUCUUGAGCCUGGGCCGAAACCCCCGGUUUCUCAGUAGUGGCAUUUUCCCUUCUGAUCCGGGUUAUACGGAUUUUGCCAGGAACGACCAUUUCCAACUCAAGGCCAGAUCUACCCAACCCUGCGACAAUUUGGCAAGAUCGCCCCUUUUGAUCGGGACCCUUUUGGACCGGAGAGACUUGCGCCCUUGGAAUAUCUUGUCGAGCUUCGCCUUCCCCUCUUUUCCGGAUUAUCUCCGAGAAAGAACUCAACCCCUUGCGGGAUUCAGGGCGAAGCCACCGAGUAGCCUAGGCAAGUAGCUCACCCUGCCUCUUUCGGUCACCGAGUCUGGGCCUCAGCGCUACUGGCAAAAAGAAUACGAAAAAAACUGCUGCCCUGAUCAGGCCGCAAAAUCAGCGGAAAUUGUGCUAGGCCUCUUGCCUCGAGGCUAACCCUUCCCUUGAGUAGCUCUCCGCACCCAAAAAACCACUUCCAGCAUAGAUAAGGUCGCCCGCCACAGGAGGAGGGGUCGCUCGUCUCCGGCCAUUCCAUGUAUAUGCUUUGCAGGGGAAAAAAUGCCAUUUAAUUAAAAUUACAGCUGAAGACUAUAUGAAGUCAGUCCGAGCUAAUAUUGAUGUUGGUAGCAAAAUUUUGACCUUUUUAUGUGGCUUAGGCCCGUUUGAGCAUAUCCCUUCAAUUGAUUUAGCACUUUUGGCCAAUACUUUGAAUAAAGUCUCAUACGGAUUAGAAGAGCCUGUGCUUGAAGCUAACAGCAUUCCUAAAGGAAUGUUUAUAGUUUACCAAGGAAGAGUCAAGAUCACUUAUCCUGCUAAAAUAGCACAAUAUAGUGAAUCAAAAAAUAAAAUUUCAUACAAGAUGAGCAUGAAAGAUUUUCAGCUGCCUAGAGGUAGCUAUUUCGGACAAAGAGUGCUUGCAGGAGAUAGAACUCCUGCUAAAUAUUCUGUUAUAUCAGCUUCUGCACAAACUUCGAUUUUGGCCAUUACCCCGCAUGAGUUUAGCUUAUUAUUUACAUUUAAAGAUGAAACUUUAAAAUAUCUUACAAGUUCUCCACAGUUCGAUUUAAAUCCGCCUCAUAACUUUAGUUAA
This is a messenger RNA of Blepharisma stoltei, 2300 nucleotides long. The record is from the annotation of a GenBank genome assembly. Lineage: Eukaryota; Ciliophora; Heterotrichea; Heterotrichida; Blepharismidae.